This is a messenger RNA of Lodderomyces margitis, 1914 nucleotides long. It is a transcript of the gene PPZ1, whose product is annotated as salt homeostasis regulator. The coding region runs from base 1 to 1914 and encodes 637 amino acids. The record is from RefSeq and is a predicted model, not a curated record. Lineage: Eukaryota; Fungi; Ascomycota; Pichiomycetes; Serinales; Debaryomycetaceae. The transcript has a single exon. Gene Ontology annotation, cellular component: nucleus; cytoplasm. Gene Ontology annotation, molecular function: protein serine/threonine phosphatase activity.
AUGGGUAAUAACUCAUCGAAACAGAAAAGUUCGAGACCAAGUGGGGGUGCACCAUUGCAGCGGACAGAUACAUCCAAUUCAGCAAAGUCAGGAAGGUCAGUGAGACUGAGGUUGUCUGUGGGUAGCACCAACAGUGCAAAUAAUAAUAAUAAUCACAACAACAACAACGACAACAACAAUGGUAAUACCGGUAUUAAUAAUUCGAUUGGCAGUCAUGCGAAUGGAAAUAAUGGCAGCAGCAACAGCAGCAGCGGCCAUUUCGACCCUCCUGCAGCAUCACCGUCGAAAAGUCGAUUUAAUGACUCUGCGGGGAAUGGCACGGCUCUGAAUGAACAGCCCAGUGGCCUCAAGUCACCUUUGAAGUCGACAUCCCGCAAGAAUUCAUCAUCGGAGGCAAAUUCAGAGAUACCGUCGUUUUCAAGAAACAACAGUUCAUCGAACUUAUAUUCCACUUCUUUUAAUGACAACACAAAUUUACCUCCUUCUAUGAUGCAAGUACAACCCAAAGAGCCAAUAUUGAUUCGAAGGAAUACUAAUGAGACUGUAAACACUUCGAUGAGUGUGUCGGGACUCGAGUCACCAUCAAUGAAUUCGCCACAAUCGACAUCGGCGAAUAAUAAUGGCACCAACAUAUCACGUACGUCAACAAACCACUCCCUAUCAUCUUCCAUGAAUAAUACAUCAAUAUCCCCCCAGAAUACCCAUUUGAUGAUUCCUAAUCUGCAAUCUAAUGACUUUCAACAAUCAGAUGGACAACAGCAAGGUUCCCAACCGCCCAAGUCACCUUCCUUGUCUGCAAGCAACGACGAUAUCAGAAGUAUACAGAGUAGCAGACAAUCACUGGCCACAGACUUAACUGAUAUUACAAAGACACAAUCGUCGGUGAACAACCAUUUACACAAACAAUCAACAACGUCUUCUUCAAUAGGUGGCGGAAGUAAUACUAUAGAGAUAGAAGACUUGAUCCAACGGCUUUUGGACGCCGGAUACAGUGGUAAGAGGACCAAAAAUGUUUGCUUGAAAAACACCGAGAUUCAGUUGAUCUGUGCUACAGCCAGAGAAAUCUUUUUAUCCCAGCCGUCACUACUAGAGCUUUCUCCACCGGUCAAAGUAGUUGGUGAUGUUCACGGGCAAUACGGGGACUUGAUUCGUAUUUUUACAAAGUGUGGCUUUCCACCGCAAACAAACUACUUGUUUCUUGGGGAUUAUGUUGAUAGAGGAAAACAAAGUUUAGAAACUAUUUUGCUAUUGCUAUGCUACAAGAUCAAGUAUCCGGAGAAUUUCUUCUUGUUGAGAGGUAACCAUGAGUGUGCUAGUGUAACAAGAGUUUACGGGUUUUAUGACGAGUGUAAAAGAAGGUGUAAUAUCAAAACGUGGAAGCUCUUCAUGGACACAUUCAACACUCUACCAAUAGCAGCAAUAGUUGCGGGGAAGAUUUUCUGCGUGCACGGAGGGUUAUCGCCAGUGCUCAACUCCAUGGACGAAAUAAGAAACAUUGCGCGUCCAACGGAUGUACCUGAUUUUGGACUACUUAACGAUCUAUUAUGGUCAGAUCCAGCGGAUACAAUUAACGAAUGGGAAGACAACGAGAGAGGAGUCUCUUAUGUGUUUUCGAAAGUGGCAAUCAACAAGUUUUUGAGCAAGUUUGGAUUUGAUUUAGUUUGCCGGGCCCAUAUGGUUGUUGAAGAUGGCUAUGAAUUCUUCAACGAUCGAACAUUGGUGACAGUGUUUUCUGCUCCCAAUUAUUGUGGGGAGUUUGACAACUGGGGCGCAGUAAUGAGUGUCUCUGAGGAACUAUUGUGCUCUUUCGAAUUGUUGGACCCAUUGGACAGUGUAGCUUUGAAGCAAGUGAUGAAGAAAGGAAAACAAGAGAGAAAAACGGCACAAAAUUUACAGCGAAUUCAAUCUAGAUAA